AUGGAGUCAAGAACUCGUCUUGAUUAUGCUCUGUUUCAACUGACUCCGACGAGAACCAGGUGUGAUCUUGUGAUAUUUGCUGGUAAAAAGAAUGAGAAAUUAGCGACAGGGCUACUGGAUCCAUUUCUUUCCCAUCUUAAAUCAGCUAAAGAUCAAAUUUCUAAAGGGGGCUAUUCCAUUACACUAAAACCUGCCACCACAGAUGUUUCUUGGUUCACUAAAGCCACUUUAGAAAGGUUUGUGAGAUUUGUCAAUACACCAGAAGUUCUUGAGAGAUUUGUGACAAUUGAGAGAGAGAUCGAACAGAUUGAUAGUUCAAUUCAAUCAAAUGAACAAUCAGAUGUGGCAAUAGAGGCAGAAGGCAAUGUCUCUGCUACUAACAAAAAUUCCCAAAAUUUAACUGCUUCGUCUAAGUUAAAUGUAGGGACCAAUGGAAUUGCUGAUGCUGAACCAGAAGAAAAACCUAAGGUUCGUCUUCAGCGUGUUCUGGAAACUCGAAAGGCAAUGCUCAAGAAGGAGCAAGCAAUGGCUUAUGCUCGUGCACUAGUGGCAGGAUUUGAGAUGGACUACAUAGAUGAUCUUAUAUCUUUCAGUGAUGCAUUUGGAGCUGUGCGUUUAAGGGAAGCAUGUAUAAACUUCAUGGUGCUCUGGAAUAAAAAGAAUGACGACAGGUUGUGGAUGGCUGAAGUGGCAGCAAUGCAGGCAUGUUCCCCCUCUGAGUUUUCAUUCUUGGGAACAUCUGGAAUUGUACUUGCUGGUGAAGAUAAUGACCUAAAUCAUAAUGGCCUAACCAAGGCUUCAGCAACUGACUCAACCACUAGCCAUGGAAGUUUAGACACUAACCAAGAUAAUGGUUUGCCAGCAAUGUCCAAUGUGCAAUCAACGGAUGGAAUAGCUCAAGUACCACCAUGGGCAAACUAUCCUCCCCAGUAUAUGCAAAAUUUUCCACAUCCACCAUUUCAACAAAUCCCUCCAUAUCAUGGAUAUGUUUUCCCGGGCAUGCAGGGUGCACCGUCAUAUUAUCCGGGGAGUGUGCCAUGGCCUUCAGGUGCCCAAGAUUUCAGUCUGGGCCUUGAUAGAGAACCAGAAGAUAACCAGAGACACAAAUCCUUUACUAAGAAAAAAGAAAAAAUUAAGAAUGGAAUGAAACCGCACAGUACAAAAGACAAUGAAAAAAUGGAGAUUAGUAAUUCCAGCUCUGGAAGUGAUUCAAAUGAUGAGCAGGAGCUAAGUCAUUCUUCAGGUGAGAAGAUGCGCAAAAAGAAGAAUGGAAAACGUUCCUCGAGAAGAGUUGUUAUCCGCAACAUAAAUUACAUCACUUCUGGCAGAAACGGAGAAAGGAACAGUGCUUCGGAAAGUGAUUCCUCUGACGAAGACAAAUUUAUUGAUCCUGAUUCCCUUAAACAGCAGGUGGAGGAAGCUGUUGGGUCAUUGGAGAAACACCAUAAGCCAAAGUCUGGCAAAGAACGAGAUGGAAGGAAGAAAGCUAGCAAUAGAUCUAAGGAUCCUACUAAUUCAGAUGUUGAACAUGCAGUCACAACCAAUUCUGAUGAAAAAAGGAAAGAUGGAAACUGGGAUUUCUUCCAAAACCUUCUCCUGAGGGAUGCAGAUGAGAGAUCAAAUGAUACGGGUCUGCAUACUCCACAAGUUCACGAAGGUUAUUUUAUAGAGAUGGCCUCUUCAGAACAAAGUGCAUCCUUAAAUAUCAAAUCAAAUGGUGUGAAAAACCAAAGUGCAGCUGAUGCUUUCCUUCUGACUGAAAGGAAUAUGGGAAAUUAUGUUGAAGCGAACAAGGUUAAUUUUGAAGAUGGAGAAAAUGUACAUGGAGUAAUUAAGAGGGGCAGCACAAAUGAAGAUUUCUUAAUUCCACAGAGAGUUAACGGACAGGAGAACUACCCCCAAACUGCACUAUCAAAUUUUGGAACUGAAUCCUCCAUGAUUAAGAGCCAAAAAGAGGAAAAGUGGUUCAUAAGCGGCCAACCAGGAAUAUCAACAAGUCAAGAAGAAAGGAUAGAUCACUCUAUUAUGUUUGGAAAUCAAAUCUCAGCCUCUGAUCUCAAUCAUUUGGAGAUGCAGAAAAAUAAGAGAGAUCUUAUUGUGGACGACUCUUUCAUGGUUCAAGAUCGACUGAUGAAAGGUCCAUCAGAAACUCAACCAAAGACUGACAUUUUCAUGGUUUCGGACAUUGUUGGAGCUGACCAAUCCAAGCAUAGAACACCUGAUAAUUCACAAAGCAAGAUUGAAGCUGGUAAUUUCUACGAACCAGAUGACCUCUAUAUGGUGCUUGGGCGUAAUUCGGCUGCUGAGCAAGUUGUAGAGUCUUGGAAACCUGAAAUGGAUUGUGAAAAUGUGAAUUCAUUAGUUGAAGCUGUUAAAGGACAAGGCAACUCUGAACGAAGUGAUUCUGUUGAUGCAGAGCUCCUGAAUGGUAAGGGAAGCAACAAGACAGCGAACAGAGCUUCUAGAGUAAAAGUGGAUGGCAAAGCAACAAAGUCAAAAGCUCCAAAUGGAUCUUUGGGAAGGAGCAAAUCUGAAAUGACACCAGGAAUUAAAAAAUCUUAUUCUGGAAGCAGAACAACGAGUCAGAAGAGCAAAACUGAGAAGGAAGAACAGAACAAGAAGAAAAUGGAAGAAUUACUAACACAGCGUCAGAAGAGAAUUGCCGAAAGAAGUGGUACUAAGGGUUUUACUUCAGAUACUUCAAAUAUAACUUCUAAGGUGAGCAAGACACACAAAGUUACCACAAAAGUUGAGAAGCCUAGACUUCCAGCUCAAGCUGAAGAGAAAGAUAAGUCAACUAAGCCUGUUAUGAGGACUUCCACAAUUGAUCGCCUUGCAGCUGCUCGGACAACUGGCAAGCAGCCAUCAACUGAAUCGAAGGUGGGCCAAAGUGGAAAAACAACCCCCAAGGGGCGUACUCUCAAGGAAACUUCCUCGUCGAAGAAGAUAGCUGGAACUCAGAACAAAAGAGCGAGUCUGGACAAGGUCACUAAUUCAGAUAAGAACACUGGUACGACGAAUUCUAAGGGAAAUACUUCUGUAUCUGAUUAUCCGGGAAGGGAUCGGAUAGAUACCAAAUCAUCCAUGUCAGAGAAGUUUAAUGGUGCUGAAGGUCCUCUAUCUAAGGUUGAGGUUGAUGAAUCUAAAACUAUCAAGGUGUUGCAUACUGUAUCUUCGACUGAGAAGAAUGAGGAACAUAGGGUUUCACAGAAAGAUCCUUCAGAUGAGAAGACCUGCAUUCAAGUUUUAUCUAAUGAAGACUUGCUCUCUUCUGAAGGCCAAUCUGCGAAAAUGGAGCCCUUGACAAAUACGUGUAUGGUAACUGAAGCAUCUCAAGUUAGAAAUGGUUUGAGUACAACUGGUUUGAACAUUGAAGAGGAUGGUGACAAGGAACAGAAAAUAUCCGUUUCAACAGAAAUUUCUGCUGUGGAAAUCUCAACUCCACCUCCAAAUGAUGAAAUGACUCCAGAACUAAUUCAUUCCAGAAAGAAGUGGAAUGACAAUGAAAAUUUUCCUAAAGUCACCAAAGGCUUUCGAAAACUUCUUCUGUUUGGUCGUAAAAGCUGA
Messenger RNA from Fraxinus pennsylvanica, 3567 nucleotides. NCBI's taxonomy places the organism in Eukaryota, Viridiplantae, Streptophyta, Magnoliopsida, Lamiales, Oleaceae. The record is from the annotation of a GenBank genome assembly.